AUGCUUUCUUCCACCAUUCUUUUCGGUCUUUUUGCGUCUCUCGCAUCUACCGUACAUGGACACGGAACUAUUACUGCCGUUACCGGAGCGAACGGUAUUACGGCUGCGGGUAUGGGUAUUGACCCCUCGACACCCCGUGAUGGAAGUCGUGCAAGGCCAUUCCAGCAAGAUACUAGUGUGAUCAGGGAUCGCGAGAUUGCUAGCGGUCGUACUGGCCCAUGUGGAAGGACGGCUAUCGGAGGCAACAAUGAUGUCGCUGCUGAAGUCGCUUCUGCCGCCAGCGAUGGCUUACCUUCUUUGUCUGAAGAUGGUACCUUGACCAUGACUCUUCACCAGAUCAACCAAGACGGUGGAGGACCUUAUGCUUGCGAUAUCUCGACCGAUGCUUCGGGCACCAACUUCCAGCCCAUGACCAUCGUCACGCAAGUUCCCGGUAUUCGUGGUUUCAGCGCUGCUACUGCUCAAGAUUUCCCCUUGAGGCCCCUGCUGGCACUACUUGCACUGGUGGUCCGAACGGUGACGCAUGCCUUGUCCGAUGCCGCAACAAUACCCCCGCCGGACCAUUCGGAUCCUGCGCAACUGUCCCUUAUAGUCACCAACCCAGAGAGUGGAGCUGUAGCUGCCAACGCUGUCCCUCAGACCCCAGCCAACAACGGUGGUGGAGGAGGAUUCAGGGGCUUGUUCGGUGCCUUUGGUAACAAGAAGCGAUCUGUGGACCAGGACAACAAGAAGAGAGCAUUACCCCGAAAGGACGUUUUUCGUAGUGAUUUUGACUAUACCUCUCAGUCUUAUGAUCGUAUUCAUCUGGGAAAAUGGUAUAGGUUUGCGUCAAGGACCCGAGCACUAGGCUACAAUUCUCUUGGCCAAAAAGUUAUCCCAUUCAGCUUCUCCCCACGAGCUCGAGACUUCGGAUUGGAUCAAUCCAUCCCAUAG
This is a messenger RNA of Acaulospora colombiana, 933 nucleotides long. The record is from the annotation of a GenBank genome assembly. NCBI's taxonomy places the organism in Eukaryota, Fungi, Glomeromycota, Glomeromycetes, Diversisporales, Acaulosporaceae.